AUAUUGCCAAUGCCAAUGUUACUUCAGUUUCUUGUCACUAAGUGGAGGUAAAUCUAGGAAAGGUUAAAAAAGCUAGCUUUUGGUGACAGCUUUUAUCGAAAAUAUUUGAAGUACAUUGUUGUAUAAUAUUGUUGAUAGAGAACGGUUUUUUAAGCUUUAACUCAAAAUAUUAAUUAGUGUAAUAUAACCUCCAAGAAUGUCGGUCACUGUUAUUGAUACAAUUGACAAAUUCAACAGUUUUAUAAGCUCGUCAUCCCUUAGUGUGGUCCAUUUUUCUGCAGAAUGGGCUGAGCAAUGUAAACAAGUCACUGACGUUUUGCAAGAGUUGAUAAAAUUACCUGAAGCGAAAAAUGUUGGUACCCAGUUUGGUAUUUGUGAUGCCGAAGGUCUUUCAGAAGUAUCAUUGAAGUAUAAGAUAGAUUCAGUUCCAACUGUUAUAUUUUUCAAAAAUAGUCAACAAAUUGAUAGAAUAGAUGGAGUAGAUGUUGCUCAAAUGUCUUCUAAGGUUAAAUCAUACAGUACCGGAAAAUCUGUUCAGAAUGAGUCCCCUAAACAAACGCUAGAAGAACGCCUGAAGAGCCUCAUAAAUAAACACAAUGUAAUGAUAUUUAUGAAAGGAACCAGGGAUGGACCAAGAUGUGGUUUUAGUAAACAACUUAUCCACAUAUUGAAUGAGACAGGUGUCCAAUAUGAUACAUUUGAUAUUUUAACUGAUGAAGAAGUGCGUCAAGGUCUUAAACAAUUUUCCCAAUGGCCAACUUACCCUCAAGUGUAUGUAAAAGGAGAAUUGAUUGGUGGCCUUGAUAUAAUCAAGGAGCUUUUAGAGAAUGGUGAAUUAGAAUCUACUUUAAAUGCGUAAUUUAGUAUGUGCUUUAGUGGAUUAUUAUUUAUUGUAAUAAAUUUUUUAUAGAUA
Molecule: messenger RNA, 913 nt
Organism: Zerene cesonia (dogface butterfly)
Lineage: Eukaryota; Metazoa; Arthropoda; Insecta; Lepidoptera; Pieridae
Gene: Grx3
Product: glutaredoxin 3
Exons: 4
Coding region: 197-859 (220 amino acids)
Source: RefSeq, a predicted model, not a curated record